This is a messenger RNA of Diaporthe citri, 645 nucleotides long. RefSeq lists its product as uncharacterized. The transcript has a single exon. Gene Ontology annotation, molecular function: ADP-ribose diphosphatase activity. Bases 1 to 645 code for a protein of 214 amino acids. Gene Ontology annotation, biological process: nucleoside phosphate metabolic process; ribose phosphate metabolic process. Gene Ontology annotation, cellular component: nucleus. The record is from RefSeq and is a predicted model, not a curated record. NCBI's taxonomy places the organism in Eukaryota, Fungi, Ascomycota, Sordariomycetes, Diaporthales, Diaporthaceae.
AUGACGACCAAGACCCAAGAGCCCAUCAUAACCUCCGUCGAAGACCUGCCCAUCACCGACGCCAAAUGGAUCACCCUCAAGAAGAUCUCCUACACCGACCAGACGGGCAAGCCGCGCACCUGGGAGGUAGCCACGCGCAAGACGCGCUCCGAGAAGGCCGGCGUCGACGCCGUGGCCAUGGGCAAUAUCCUGCUGCCCCCGCCCUCCAAGAAAGCCACGACGCCCGCCUCCACGCUGCUGGUGAUCCAGUACCGCCCGCCGCUGGACGCCUACACGGUGGAGUGGCCGGCGGGCCUGGUCGACGGCGGCGAGGACGCCGAGACGGCCGCGGUGCGGGAGUUCCGCGAGGAGACGGGCUACGAGGUGUCCAAGGUGCUGAGCGUGAGCCCCCCGCAGGCGGCGGACCCGGGCAUGACCAACGCAAACAUGCAGCUCGUCAUGGUCGAGGUGCAGCUGCCCGAGGGGGAGGAGAUGCCCGAGCAGCGGCUCGAGGACGGCGAGCACAUCACGCGCGUCGUGGUCCCGCUCGCGGACCUGUACAAGCGCCUUGUUGGGUACGCGGGAAGGGAGAGGCACGUCGUUGCUGCGAAGCUGUUGCACUUUGCGCAGGGCAUGGAGUUUAUGAAGGAGCAGAAGUACUUCUAG